AUGCGGUCCCCACGGACGCGCAGCCGGCCCGGGCGCCCCCUGAGCCUCCUGCUCGCCCUGCUUUGCGCCCUGAGAGCCAAGGUGUGCGGGGCCUCGGGUCAGUUCGAGCUGGAGAUCCUGUCUAUGCAGAACGUGAACGGGGAGCUGCAGAACGGGAACUGUUGCAGCGGCUCCCGGAACCCUGGGGACCGCAAGUGCACCCGUAACGAGUGUGACACCUACUUCAAAGUGUGUCUCAAGGAGUAUCAGUCCCGUGUCACGGCCGGCGGCCCCUGCAGCUUCGGCUCAGGGUCUACGCCUGUCAUCGGGGGCAACACUUUCAACCUCAAGGCCAGCCGUAGUAGCAACGACCGCAAUCGCAUCGUGCUGCCUUUCAGUUUCGCCUGGCCGAGGUCGUACACUUUGCUUGUGGAGGCGUGGGAUUCCAGCAAUGACACUGUUCAACCUGAUAGCAUUAUUGAAAAGGCUUCUCACUCAGGCAUGAUAAACCCCAGCCGGCAGUGGCAGACGUUGAAGCAGAACACAGGGGUCGCCCACUUUGAGUACCAGAUCCGAGUGACCUGUGACGACUACUACUAUGGCUUUGGCUGCAAUAAGUUCUGUCGGCCUAGAGAUGACUUCUUUGGACACUAUGCCUGUGACCAAAAUGGCAACAAAACUUGCAUGGAAGGAUGGAUGGGCCCUGAGUGUAACAGAGCCAUUUGCCGACAGGGCUGUAGUCUCAAGCAUGGGUCUUGCAAACUCCCUGGUGACUGCAGGUGCCAGUAUGGCUGGCAGGGCCUCUACUGCGAUAAAUGCAUCCCGCACCCGGGAUGUGUCCAUGGAACUUGCAAUGAGCCCUGGCAGUGCCUCUGUGAGACCAACUGGGGUGGACAGCUCUGUGACAAAGAUCUCAAUUACUGUGGGACUCAUCAGCCUUGCCUCAAUGGGGGAACUUGUAGCAACACAGGUCCUGACAAGUACCAGUGCUCCUGCCCUGAGGGCUAUUCUGGACCCAACUGUGAAAUUGCUGAGCAUGCCUGCCUCUCUGAUCCCUGUCACAACAGAGGCAGCUGCAAAGAGACCUCCCUGGGCUUUGAGUGUGAGUGCUCUCCAGGCUGGGCAGGGCCCACGUGUUCCACAAACAUUGAUGACUGUUCUCCAAAUAACUGUUCCCACGGGGGCACCUGCUUGGACCUGGUGAAUGGAUUUAAGUGUGUGUGCCCUCCCCAGUGGACUGGCAAAACAUGCCAGUUAGAUGCAAAUGAAUGCGAGGCCAAACCUUGUGUAAAUGCCAAAUCCUGCAAGAAUCUGAUUGCCAGCUACUACUGUGAUUGUCUUCCUGGCUGGAUGGGUCAGAACUGUGACAUAAACAUCAAUGACUGCCUUGGCCAGUGUCAGAAUGAUGCCUCAUGUCGGGAUUUGGUUAAUGGUUAUCGCUGUAUCUGUCCACCUGGCUAUGCAGGUGAUCACUGUGAGAAAGACAUCGAUGAAUGUGCCAGCAACCCCUGUUUGAAUGGGGGUCACUGUCAGAAUGAAAUCAACAGAUUCCAGUGUCUGUGUCCCACUGGUUUCUCUGGAAGCCUCUGUCAGCUGGACAUAGAUUAUUGUGAGCCCAAUCCCUGCCAGAAUGGUGCCCAAUGCUACAAUCGUGCCAGCGACUAUUUCUGCAAAUGUCCUGAGGACUAUGAAGGCAAGAACUGCUCACACUUAAAAGACCACUGUCGCACGACACCCUGUGAAGUGAUUGACAGCUGCACUGUGGCCAUGGCUUCCAACGAUACGCCUGAAGGGGUGCGGUAUAUCUCCUCUAACGUCUGUGGUCCCCACGGGAAGUGCAAGAGCCAGUCAGGAGGCAAAUUCACCUGUGACUGUAACAAAGGCUUCACCGGCACCUACUGCCAUGAAAAUAUUAAUGACUGCGAGAGCAACCCUUGUAGAAAUGGUGGCACUUGCAUAGAUGGCAUCAACUCUUACAAGUGUAUCUGUAGUGACGGCUGGGAGGGGCCCUACUGUGAAACUAACAUUAAUGACUGCAGCCAGAACCCCUGCCACAAUGGGGGUACAUGUCGAGACCUGGUCAAUGACUUCUAUUGUAACUGCAAAAAUGGCUGGAAAGGGAAGACCUGCCGUUCACGUGACAGCCAGUGUGAUGAGGCCACGUGCAACAAUGGUGGCACCUGCUAUGACGAAGGUGAUGCAUUCAAGUGCAUGUGUCCUGGUGGCUGGGAAGGAACAACCUGUAAUAUAGCCAGAAACAGUAGCUGCCUGCCCAACCCCUGCCACAAUGGGGGCACCUGUGUGGUCAACGGCGAGUCCUUCACAUGUGUCUGCAAGGAAGGCUGGGAAGGGCCCAUCUGCACUCAGAAUACCAAUGACUGCAGCCCUCAUCCUUGUUACAACAGCGGCACCUGCGUGGAUGGAGACAACUGGUACCGGUGUGAAUGUGCCCCUGGUUUUGCUGGACCUGACUGCAGAAUAAAUAUCAAUGAAUGCCAGUCUUCACCUUGCGCUUUUGGGGCUACCUGUGUGGAUGAGAUCAACGGUUACCAGUGUGUUUGCCCCCUAGGGCAGAGUGGUACCAAGUGCCAUGAAGUUUCAGGAAAACCUUGCAUCACCAUGGGGAGGGUGCUACCUGAUGGAGCUAAGUGGGAUGAGGAUUGUAACACUUGCCAGUGCCUGAAUGGACGGAUUGCCUGCUCCAAGGUUUGGUGUGGCCCAAGACCUUGUCUUCUCCACAAAGGACACAGUGAGUGCCCCAGCGGACAGAGCUGCAUUCCCAUCCUAGAUGACCAGUGUUUUGUCCGCCCCUGCACCGGUGUUGGCGAGUGUAGGUCUUCCAGCCUACAGCCUGUGAAAACAAAGUGUACCUCUGACUCCUAUUACCAGGAUAAUUGUGCAAACAUCACUUUCACCUUCAAUAAAGAGAUGAUGUCGCCAGGCCUUACCACUGAGCACAUUUGCAGUGAAUUGAGAAAUUUGAAUAUUUUGAAGAAUGUCUCUGCUGAAUAUUCCAUCUACAUAGCUUGUGAGCCUUCCCUGAUGGCAAACAAUGAAAUACAUGUAGCCAUUUCUGCUGAAGACAUCCGAGAUGAUGGAAACCCCAUCAAGGAAAUCACAGACAAAAUAAUAGAUCUUGUUAGCAAACGUGAUGGGAACAGUUCUCUAAUUGCUGCUGUGGCAGAAGUAAGAGUCCAGAGGCGACCUUUGAAGACCAGAACAGAUUUCCUGGUUCCUCUGCUGAGCUCAGUCUUGACGGUGGCUUGGAUCUGUUGCUUGGUGACGGCCUUCUACUGGUGCGUGCGGAAGCGGCGGAAGCCAGGCAGCCACACUCACUCAGCCUCUGAGGAUAACACCACCAACAAUGUGCGGGAACAGCUGAACCAGAUCAAAAACCCCAUUGAGAAGCAUGGAGCCAACGCUGUCCCCAUCAAGGACUACGAGAACAAAAACUCCAAAAUGUCUAAAAUAAGGACACACAACUCUGAAGUGGAGGAGGACGACAUGGAUAAGCAUCAGCAGAAAGCCCGCUUUGCCAAACAGCCGGCAUACACGCUGGUAGACAGAGAGGAGAAGCCCCCCAAUGGCACACCCAACAAACACCCCAACUGGACAAACAAACAAGACAACAGAGACUUAGAAAGUGCUCAGAGCUUGAACCGGAUGGAGUAUAUCGUAUAGCAGACAGCGGGCACUGCUGCCCUAGGUAGUCUGAAGGGCACGUGGGGCUGGUAGUUCUUUACAGCUGUUGUCAUCUUCUGGUCCAAACUGUGUUAAUUUAAGUUCGACAAGCUGGCUGACACUGGCAAUGGUAGUUUCUGUGGUUGGCUGAGAAAUCAAGCGCUGAGUCUCACAGCUAUGCAAAAAGUCAUGAAUGUGCCCUGGGUACGUUCCCCUGCAGCCGCCACAUCGCCCAUCGGGCUCCCAGGACCCUGCCCAGCCUCUAGGCUUUGAGCUUCCUCUUCUGCCAGAGGUCCUAAUGGUGAUGCAGUCUUAGGAUCAUAGUUUUAUUUAUAUUUAUUGACUCUUGAGUUGUUUUUGUAUAUUGGUUUUAUGAUGACAUACAAGUAGUUCUGUAUUUGAAAGUGCCUUUACAGCUCAGAACCACAGCAACUAUCACAAAUGAGUUUAUUAUUUAUUUUUUUUAUUGUAUUUUUGUUGUUGGGGGAGGGGGGGCUUUGAUGUCAGCUGUUGCUGGUAAAAUGAAGAAUUUAAAGAGGAAAAAUGUGUCAAAAGUAGAAUUUUUGUAUAGUUAUGUAAAUAAUUCUUUUUUUAUUAAUCACUGUGUAUAUUUGAUUUAUUAACUUAAUAAUCAAGAGCCUUAAGACAUCAUUCCUUUUAUUUAUAUGUAUGUGUUUAGAAUUGAAGGUUUUGAUAGCAUUGUAAGUAUAUGGCUUUUUUUUUUUUUUUUGAACUUAUUUUCUCAUUACCUGUUGCCUAUAAGCCAAAAUUAAGGUGUUUGAAACUAGUUUAUCUUAAAACAAUAGGAUGGGCUCUUGUGCCUGGGCAUACUGAUGGAACUUUUUUUGUACGAUGUCAGAUGUUAAAACACCUUCUAUAUAGCAUCACUUUAAGACAAGUUUUAAGGACUGACUGAGGCAGUUUGAGAAUUAGCCUAGAACAGGUUUUUUUGUUUGUUUGUUUGUUUGGUUUUGUUUUGUUUUUCUCCUCUCCUCUCUACUUUAGACUUGAAAAGCCAGACAGGCAGGUGAUCUGCUACAACAGAGCAGUUUAAGGGAACAAACUGAGCUAUGACUUAAUGUAGCCAAAAUGUGAGUGAUUGAAUAUCAUUAAAAAUAUCAAGUUGAUUGUGUGAAGUUGGAAGCACGUCAAUCUUAUUUUGUAAAUUCUGAGUUCUUUCUACCAUUCGUAUGUAAAACUGAACCACAUGUAGGUUUGAGUUUUGUUGUCGUCUACUGCAUUUAGGGAGUAUUCUAAUAAGCUAGUUGGAUACUUGAACCAUAAAAUGUCCAGUAAGAUCACUGUUGAGAUUUUCCAUAGCGUACACUGCCUGCCUUAAGUGAGGAAAUCAAAGUGCUAUUACUAAGUUCAAGUUCACAAAGGCUUAUACAACAGAGUCAUCUUGUUGGUUCACCCUGAGACCAUGAGGAUACUUUGUAUUGUCCUGUUAGUGUUAUGACCAUAAAGAUGCAUCUUUGAUGUGGUGUUCCUGGCAAUAAAUUUCGAAAAGUAAUAUUUAUUAAAUUUUUUUGUAUGAAAACAUGGAACAGUGUGGCCUCUUCUGAGCUUAUGUAGUUGUGCUGGUUUUUGGUGGAAACCUUUGGUACCCCACUGACCUACCUGUGUUGGUCAUCCUGUCUGGGCUGCAGCCCAGACAGGGACAGGAAGAAGUGCUCCACAGGACAGGGUCUUUGAUAGAAAAAAAAAAAUGCAUCUGAAGCUCUCACCAAACCUUGGGGACCCCUACUGUGAAAGAACACAACCAUGGCAGCCCCAUUCCCUUGUUAUUCAACAGCAAGUGUGAAUACUGCUUGAAUAAACAUCACUGGAUUAUG
Messenger RNA from Jaculus jaculus (lesser Egyptian jerboa), 5495 nucleotides. It is a transcript of the gene Jag1, whose product is annotated as jagged canonical Notch ligand 1. Gene Ontology annotation, cellular component: protein-containing complex; plasma membrane. The record is from RefSeq and is a predicted model, not a curated record. The transcript has 26 exons. Lineage: Eukaryota; Metazoa; Chordata; Mammalia; Rodentia; Dipodidae. Gene Ontology annotation, biological process: establishment or maintenance of epithelial cell apical/basal polarity; heterophilic cell-cell adhesion; Notch signaling pathway. Gene Ontology annotation, molecular function: calcium ion binding; Notch binding. Bases 1 to 3660 code for a protein of 1219 amino acids.